Fundulus heteroclitus (mummichog) is the source of this 1722-nucleotide messenger RNA. Its product is annotated as NEDD4 family-interacting protein 2-like. NCBI's taxonomy places the organism in Eukaryota, Metazoa, Chordata, Actinopteri, Cyprinodontiformes, Fundulidae. The record is from RefSeq and is a predicted model, not a curated record. Gene Ontology annotation, cellular component: perinuclear region of cytoplasm; endoplasmic reticulum; Golgi apparatus. Gene Ontology annotation, biological process: ubiquitin-dependent protein catabolic process; metal ion transport; vacuolar transport. Gene Ontology annotation, molecular function: WW domain binding.
UUGCACAACGAAGAAGAUGCUUCCUCCGCCGUUGAGCAGCAGCCCUGCACGUCCGCCUCGGCCGGAGAGGAGCAGAGGGAGACCCGGGCCGGCGCGGCCGCCGCUGGCGCCACAGGGGAGGCCGACGCACCGCCGCCUCCUUACGCCUCCAUCGACCUGGGGGCGACCGCCGCAGCGCCGGAGAGCAGUUUCCAAGGCGACUUCCCCGUCCCGCCGCCCUACAGCGUCGCCACGUCUCUGCCGACCUACGACGAAGCGGAGAAGGCUAAAGCGGCCGCCCUGGCGGCCUCCGCCGUGGAGGUGUUGCCCCGGGACGACGACUUCCCCCCCAGAGACGACUUCAGCGACGCCGACCAGCUCCGAGUCGGGAACGACGGGAUCUUCAUGCUGGCUUUUUUCAUGGCCUUCCUGUUCAACUGGAUCGGCUUCUGCCUGUCCUUCUGUCUGACCAACACCAUCGCAGGGCGCUACGGGGCCAUCUGCGGCUUCGGCCUGUCCCUCAUUAAGUGGAUCCUCAUCGUCAGGUUCUCUGAUUACUUCACCGGCUACUUCAAUGGCCAGUACUGGCUCUGGUGGAUCUUCCUGCUGCUGGGCCUCCUGCUGUUCUUCAGGGGUUUCGUGAAUUACCUGAAAGUGCGCAACAUGUCGGAGAACAUGGCCACGUCACACAGAACGCGCCUCUUCUUCCUCUACUGAGAGUUCCCACGCAGACGGCAUUCCUUUCCAGCGCAGUUCCUUCCCUCGCCGCUCGCAUGACCUGACCGAGGAGCCCGACAGCGACGAGAGGAAGCGGGGGGAGGAAUGAAGGCGAGAUGUAGGGAGAGUGUUACCGCUUUAAUCCGUUUAUUUUUUUUAUUUAUAUAUAUAUAUAUAUAUAUAUCUCACAACCCGACCCACGAAGAAGUCUACGCUUCUGGACUGAGCCACAAAACAGCCCCUUUUUUUUGACAAAAUCCCCGGAAACAAGUCUUUUUCUUUUUCCCCAGUCCGCCUUUGCUUGUGUUGUUUCAUGAAGCGCAACGACGAACAAUCGAGCAGCAAAGGAUGAAGCACUGGUGAACGAAUUCCUCUAAUUCUGCGUAUUAAGUGUGAAGAAGCGCUAAGAGAAACUUAAGGAAACAGCCCUUGUCCCUGAAGUCUGCCACAGGAAGUCGUGCUGAACUAGUCUUACUUUAGCUGUGACGUAGCGCCGUUUUCUAGUAUAUGUGUAACUCCCAGAAUGCACCACCUGUACCAGGAUCUAGUUUCUGGAUCAACCGGACCUAAUUCAAAGGAAAAGUCCUCUUAGGCGCCCCGUUUGUUUUCAAACCUUUAAGAUCUGAGCCGACCUCCGGGUUCUAAGGUAGGAUCGGAUCUUAAAGGUUUGGAUCGGAAAGGCUCGGCUAUCUGACGGCGGACGCCCGAUUAACCCCCGGAGUCAGAGCUAAUUCAAUUUCCUGAGCUAACCAGCGAAAGCGUCUCGGAUAAAAGUGUUUUUUAAGCUGCACAAGGUCUCAUCGGGUCGGGGCGACCCUCCCGGUUCUGGCGCCGUGGCUGAAAAGCUUUGCUUCUUUUUGUUGUGUUUUUUUUGUUGGUUUGGAUUUGAAAACGCUCUCUGGAGUCUUAUGCAAUCGAGCUGUAAUGAAUUUCACACGUCGUGACUGUAAGGUCGUGCGCCGGUGAAGUAGACAUAGCUGAUUUAGCGAGCGUUCUUUUGUUUUUUUUUUUUUUUUUUUUUUUUCC